This is a messenger RNA of Phytomonas sp. EM1, 1236 nucleotides long. NCBI's taxonomy places the organism in Eukaryota, Euglenozoa, Kinetoplastea, Trypanosomatida, Trypanosomatidae. The record is from the annotation of a GenBank genome assembly.
AUGUUGAAGCAGCUUAGGUGUUCUACGCCCCCAGGUCGUAGUCGCUCUUUCCGAUUUUCAAUUAUUGCUCUGAUGCUUGGGGUUAUUUUAGCCGCCACGAUGUCUCAUGCUCUGAAUGACGUUUACGUCUUAACGCCCAAACAACAACUCCGUGCGUCAUCAGGUAUCAUCACCCAUCAUUCCCUUAACCCACCGUUCCUCCAGAAUUAUUAUGGUGAAAGUGAGCUCACUUUCUGGAAGUUUUCGGGCUCUACAGUCAUCACCGAUUCCUACAUCCGCCUGACCACCCACAACGCGGGUGAAGUCGGGCAUUUGUGGAACAAGGAGCCGGUCGACAUGGAUGCGUUUGAGAUCGUCCUUGGGUUUCGUGUGUUUUCGUCUGACGAAAGGAGACGUUUCGCUGAUGGCUUUGCGCUUUGGAUCACCAAAGACGAACCGGGGAGUGGUGGACCUAUUCUAGGCCAUCCCAUGUCCUUCGUUGGUGUCGGUAUUCUCUUUGACGAUUUUGAUAACGACGGGAGGAGGGAUAACCCUACAGUUGGUGUGCUGUACAAUGAAGACGAAAGGGACAGGAAUCGGCGGUACUCUCCGGAUCGAGACUUCCAGGGCGAGUACAAGGCCGCCUGCAACUUCGAUUACACUAAACUAUCUAGCUCAGAUUUUGCCACCGCACGAAUACGUUACAACAAGGGAAGUUUGCAGGUGUUCCUCUCUGUCAAUGACGAAAAAGAUGAACAUUUGUGUGCGAAUCUAAACAACAUCAAACUGAGCACCUCAAAGGAUCAUUAUUCAUUGGGUCUGACUGCACAAACAGGAAGUUUAAGUUGCAAUCAUGAUAUUGUAUUUUUGCAUGUCAGUCCUCUUUCAGGCACUGAGUACAGUACCGAUAUUCACAAAGCAUUCGGUCGAAAUGACAGAGUUCCAAGAUGGCAUCAAGACGGAAAUCCGCGGGUGCUACCAACAAAUCCACCGCAACCACAGCGGCAGCCCCCUCAACAACAGCCCCCUCAACAACAGCCCCCUCAACAACAGCCCCCUCAACAACAGCCUCCUCAAUACCAACAGCCCCCUCAGCAGCAGCAGCAGCCUCCUCAAUACCAACAGCCCCCUCAGCAACAGCAGCAAGUGAACCCGACUAGUACUAAACAGGGUGAUCCAGUCAACCCCAAUGCAGAGCGUCUGAAAGAACUCGAGCGCCAGUUGGAAGAGCUCCGUCGUGCUAACGCUGCGCAUUAA